Rhodotorula graminis WP1 is the source of this 1455-nucleotide messenger RNA. RefSeq lists its product as uncharacterized. The record is from RefSeq and is a predicted model, not a curated record. The coding region runs from base 1 to 1455 and encodes 484 amino acids. The transcript is spliced from 6 exons. Gene Ontology annotation, molecular function: nucleic acid binding. Lineage: Eukaryota; Fungi; Basidiomycota; Microbotryomycetes; Sporidiobolales; Sporidiobolaceae.
AUGCCCACCGCCCAUUGCUCUUCAUGCUCGACUACCUCGCCUACGCCGGCGAGUGCGCCACCCACCGUCAAGAAGCCGCAAGCCCGGCGCCCGGCCCCGCUCAAGGACUUCGCCUCGAACCGCCCGCGCUCCUUCUCCGUCUGCCCGCCGCCGAGCCCGUCCGCCUUCGACGAGGACGCGCUCGACCGCCCAGCUUCCACUGCGCCUGGCCGUCGCUCGGUCGCGAGCACGCCGGGCCCCGACGACAGCGUCGACACGUCGUUCCAGAGCAUCGAGUUCGUCGUCGAACCGCCGAGCAGCGCUGCGAGCUCGAGUCGCUCGCGUACGCCGAGCCCGGCCGGCCGUCGCCAGAGCGCCGCCAUCCCGAUCCGCCCGCCGACCUACUUUGCGCCGUCGGCCUCGGCCGGCAAGUGCUUCCAGGAGCAGAUCCAGCCCCUCGUCUACUUUGACGUGCAGCACCCGUCCACGUUCGGCCACUUCAGCAACCCGUACCUCGUCGCCGAGCCGACCUCGCGCUUCCCUGCCGUCGCCGUCGCGCCGCAGCACGUCUACAGCCCGUCGAUCCCGUACUACGAGGUCUACCCCGAGGUCCAGUACCCGUACAUCACGUCGCCGCCGUCGCCGAUGGGCGGAACGUGCCCGGUCGACCCGUCGUUCUCCCUCGUCCAGCCGUCGUCGCCCUUUGCGCCGCACCCGCCGGCCUUCCAGUCGCACAUCUACGAGCCAGCGUCCUUCCAGUCGGCCUGGCCGAUCCCGAAUCAGUACCUCGACACGGCCUCGCCGCCGUUCGUCUCGCCGCCGGCAUCGCCCGGCCUGAGCAACGACGGCGCGACCGCCUCCUCGACGCACGAGCAGGCCAAGCCGAGCCUCACCGCCAUCGAGUCGACGACGGGCACCGUCUACCCGCUCGUGCCGACGGCCGAGUACCCUGUCCCGCCGACCGUGCGCGGGCUCCUCGCGCGAGGCGACCACUUCUUCAGCUCGGGCACGUGCAAGUUCUUCGACGUUCUCAAGGGCUACGGCUUCAUCAUCGACGACCACAAGGACCUCGCCGCCGACGUCUUCGUACACUACACUGGCAUCGACGUUCUUCGCGGCUUCCGCUGCCUGACCGAGAACGAGCGUGUCGAGUACGUCCUCACGAAUCACUCGGCGGGCGGCUACCAGGCUCUGCGUGUCAUCGGCGAGUUCGGCGCGCCGCUCAAGGGCCUCUCGGACGAGGGCAACGCCAAGGCCGUCUGCCGCACGCCGAUCCAGCGCCAGUCGACGCCUGUCGCCGGCGCCCCGAACGCGCUCGUCGAGCCCGCCACGGUCCGCAAGCCCGUCCCGCUCGCGCCGCAGCAGCAGGCCAACUGGAAGCCGCCGCACAUGCGCACGCCGCAGCCGAGGAAGAACGCGUCGUCGCAGUCGCCACGGUCGUACUCGCGCCUGGCGUUCGCGCCGCGUGCGGCGUGA